Phodopus roborovskii (desert hamster) is the source of this 4392-nucleotide messenger RNA. It is a transcript of the gene Enpp4, whose product is annotated as ectonucleotide pyrophosphatase/phosphodiesterase 4. The record is from RefSeq and is a predicted model, not a curated record. NCBI's taxonomy places the organism in Eukaryota, Metazoa, Chordata, Mammalia, Rodentia, Cricetidae. The transcript is spliced from 4 exons. The coding region runs from base 119 to 1489 and encodes 456 amino acids.
UCGCCCGCUCGCCCGCUCGCCCGCAAGUACCCGGGAGCGCGCGGUUCCGCUAGCGCCGAGUUCCGCGCGCCCGACCGAGGUGGCCGCGGUGGCGGGAGCCCUGGCUGCUGUGUUCCACAUGUCCAUUAUGAAGUUACUAGUGAUACUUUUAUUUCUGGGACUUCUCACUGGUUGUAUCGGUAACUCUCCCUAUAGCUUGACACCGCAGUUACUUCUGGUGUCCUUUGAUGGCUUUAGGGCUGACUACCUAAAGAACUAUGACCUCCCUCAUCUCCAGAACUUUAUCAAAGAAGGUGUCUUGGUGGAACAUGUUACCAACGUAUUCAUCACAAAAACGUUUCCAAACCACUACAGCAUCGUGACAGGCUUAUAUGAGGAAAGCCAUGGCAUUGUGGCCAACACCAUGUAUGACGACGUCACAAAGAAACAUUUUUCUGAAUCUAAUGAUAAGGAUCCAUUUUGGUGGAAUGGGGCAGUGCCUAUUUGGGUGACCAAUCAGCUUCAAGGAAACAGAUCAAGUGCUGCUGCCAUGUGGCCUGGUACUGAUGUGCCCAUUCACAAUGUUACACCUUCCUAUUUUAUGAAUUACAGCAGCUCGGUGCCCUUUGAGGAGAGACUAAAUAAUGUUACCACGUGGCUCAGUAGUUCCAAUCCCCCAGUCACCUUUGCUACACUCUAUUGGGAAGAACCAGAUGCAAGUGGCCAUAAAUAUGGCCCUGAAGACAAAGAAAAUAUGAGCAGGGUAUUGAAAGAAAUAGAUGACCUUAUUGGCAAUCUUGUACAAAAGCUCAAGGUGUUAGGACUGUGGGAAGACCUUAAUGUGAUCAUUACAAGUGAUCAUGGGAUGGCUCAGUGUUCUGAAAACAGACUGAUAGAUUUGGAUUCCUGCAUCGACCGUUCAAACUACAGUGUUAUAGACUUAACCCCCGUGGCUGCGAUUCUUCCCAAAAUAAACAUAACAGAGGUUUAUGACAGAUUGAAACACUGUAGCCCUUACAUGAAUGUUUAUCUUAAAGAAGAUAUUCCUAACAGAUUUUACUACCAACAUAAUGAUCGAAUUCAGCCCAUUAUUUUGGUUGCUGAUGAAGGCUGGACAAUUGUUCUAAAUAAGUCAUCAUUAAAGUUAGGUGACCAUGGCUAUGACAAUUCCCUGCCUUCAAUGCAUCCAUUUCUUGCUGCCCAUGGCCCUGCUUUUAGAAGAGGCUACAGGCAGAGCACCAUUAACACUGUGGAUAUUUACCCAAUGAUGUGCCACAUCCUGGGACUAAAACCACAUCCCAAUAAUGGUACGUUCAGCCAUGCCAAGUGCUUGCUAGUGGACCAGUGGUGCAUCAGUCUCCCCGAAGUCAUCGGAAUUGUCAUCAGUGCACUGUUGCUAUUAACCAUGCUCACAGGCCUCAUAAUAUUCAUGCAGAACAGAGCAUCUGCCUCCCGCCCAUUCGCUCGCCUCCAGCUGCAAGAAGAUGACGAUGAUCCUUUAAUUGGGUAACCUACAGUGUCUUACUAAUUUAAAAACUAAGGAUCCGUGCAGCUAAUGUUGUUACAGCCAUAUGGAUAUACAUGUCAAAAGACAAGACAGACGUGCUAAAAUUACUCUGGCUUUUCUUGUGUCUUGUUUGUGUUGCCUGAUAUAAAUGACCCCAACAGUAGUAGAGUUGCUGGUAGAACCGUUAAAACCACCUGUUUUCACUAACAAGAAAUAGCCUUUGAGAAAAGCACUCUGGUUUCUUUCUUUUUCAAUAAAAAUCUGACUUUAAGUGAAAAUAUACCAGAAUUUAAUAGGCAUGCUUUUGUAACAAAUUUAUAUAUUUGUAAAUGACACAAUAUUUAUGUACUAUGUAAAUUUAUGAAUUUUGUGUAUCCUGGAGAAAAGGUGGCUAUAUUUUUAUAUUUGCCUUUAAGUAGUGUGAGUCCCAAAAAGACCCUUGAAGUAGGAAAUCCUGUAAUUGUUAAUAAAUUAAUUAGCCACAUAGUAUAGUUGUAGCAUACAAAGAAAUAAUUUUAAGUAAAGCUGCUAAAAACAAACAAAAACCAACUAAGACUAUUUAAAGUCAAGUCUGAGCUUGUUAAGACCCUUAGCCGUUAACCCCUCAAAUGUUGUCUUUGGAGCUGGGCAUGGUGGUGAACUCCCGGAGGCCAAAUAGUUAGGAGGAGGAGGAGGCAGGCAGAGGACCCUGAGACCCAGUCCAACUGGGCUAUGUACCAAGACCUUGUGGUUUUGUUUGUUUGCUUGAGUUACACUUUUUGGAUGCUAUUGUUGGUAAGAAAUGUUAAAGAAAAUAGAGAACAAAAUGUUUGUCCCCAUUUUCAUUUAACCCUUUGGUAAGUUGUGAGUGCAAGUGUCUUUGUGUGUGUGUGAAUGUGGCAAUGCCAUGUGACUUACAAAAACAGAACACGGCUGUCAGGAGAGGAUCUGCGCAGGGUAAAGGCCACUUCUUGCACACCUUAGUUGUAUACUAACAUCAACAAUUACGAGUCACAGUUUUCAGUUCUCCUGUCUAUUGGAAGUGUUCAAAUGCUGUAGAAAAAAAAUGCGACCUGCUGCAAGGUGAGGAUGCUUAUAUUUACCUUUGAGACUUUUUAAUGUGCCUUCUGUACAGCCUUCUGUACGGUGGUAAGAACCACAAGGUGGAGUUUAGGUUUCCGCUCUUUGCAGAGGUCAUGUGCUAAGGGGCAGAGCAGUUUCAGCCCUGCACUUCCGGCUUCCUCCCUUGACUCAUCCUAACACCCUUCCUGGGAGCUAUAUACUUGUGAUGAAGCAUUGGUGCCUCAGAACCAGAAUCAUUAGGACAAGUAGCCUGAUGUCCAUUGGGAAGAUCAGUGGUUCAUUGGCCUGUGUGAUAUUUGAAGUUUUGACAGUGUAAAACAAACUUGGUUAUUGCUUUUCAUAUAUAAGAUGGCUCUAGAGUAAGUGUGCAGCACAGUUAAACACUAUCUGAGAGAGACGACAUCCCUCAUUCAUCUUAGAGACGUUGCAUUGCAUUGGUUCACUGCUAAUUUCCUAAGUCCUAUAUCUGGUGCCCAAAUUUUUGGGGUUUUGAGAGGCAUUUCUGUACAUUUGUAAUCUGUGCUGUUGGUUCUAAAAUGGGUAUUUUAGAAAUAGAACAGGACUGAUUUUGUUCAUAAAUGUUCUGGUUUACUUCUGUUACAUGUAAUAGUGAUACUAAAAGAUAAAGAGUUGAUGAAAUAAAAUAGUAGAGAAAUAUCCACAUACUUCAGUUUCUAUCUUUAAAAUACAACAACUGAACUGCCAUAGUGACUUUGAAAAAAACAGUGGAUGCUUUUGAACUGUCUGCCAGCAGAGUAUUUAAUGUUAGUUGAAGGCAGCUUAGUCCAACAGUGUGGUGAGUCCCAAUCACCCUCUUAGCUCAGUUGUGGCUUAUACAGUGUCAAACCUGUGAGUGGGUUUUAAGGAAGGGUGUGGUAGGAAGGGAGGGAGUCCUAUCAGUGUCUGUGCCCUUGCAACAGAUGUAUUUAUUUUGUCUUUUAUUCUAUUCUCAGGGUACUAGCACCAGGUAAUGGUUUAUAAAGUGUGUAUUCAGGAAACAAGAAUAAUAUUUACUUAAUUAAAUAGAUUAUUAUAUUGAACUUUGUGCUAAUUCAUUUGUAUCUUUGAAACAAUUUAUCACUCUUAAAGCCCAUGACUCCAGUGCUGCUCUGAGAAAACCUUGUAGGAAAGCGAGUCUUUGACAUGGAGGUUUGUGUGUGUGUGUGUGUGUGUGUGUGUGUGUGUGUGUGUGUGUGUGUGUUGUCAAAUGAUUAACUAAAGUUCUGCUCUACUUUGUGUUCAGGAUAAAGUAUUGGCUUCAGGAAACAUUUAGCUCUUGAUGACAGUACCUAAAGGCAAUAGGAAAGUGUUGGUGUAUUUUUGUUACUUCCAUGAGUCAGCUCAGAAUUAAGUACCUCUCUGGACUUCGUAGUAGAGGGACAGUCAUGUUGUUAUCUAUUUUUCUGUGCUCUUCUGGAAGAACAAAGGGGUUUGAAGGGGUAUGAUAAAGGUUUGCUACCAGGGCUGUCCAGUAGGCUUUUCUUUAAGAAUCCAUAGGUAAAGCCUUGGAAUAUUAAAGGAUCAAAUGCCUUUGCACUGAUCUUGGGUGUUUCCCUCCUGUGCCCAACUUGUAAGUUUUAAGGAUGAUUCGCUUUAAUUCCUCUUAGGUAGAGUGGUUCAUUUCAUUGUUUAUUUAUAUCAUUACAAAUGAAGGACAAAGAUGGAGCUGUAAAGUGUCUAUUUAUUGUCAGUUCUCAAGUGGUGUGUAAAUACAGUGAGUGCUUUAGGGAAACUUGUAGUGCCUUAAGUUAAAGGGAAAUGCAUUUUGACCAGAUUGUUUGAACUUGUAGCUAAUGACUUUGCUUAUGAUUAAAAUUUAUGUAAAUAAAGUCUCCUGAAACAAA